Molecule: messenger RNA, 951 nt
Organism: Anopheles aquasalis
Lineage: Eukaryota; Metazoa; Arthropoda; Insecta; Diptera; Culicidae
Gene: mRpS2
Product: mitochondrial ribosomal protein S2
Biological process (GO): translation
Cellular component (GO): ribosome; mitochondrial small ribosomal subunit
Molecular function (GO): structural constituent of ribosome
Source: RefSeq, a predicted model, not a curated record
ACGAAAACCUGCCGGACUCGCACCACAAUUUAAUUGGAGAACAUCGUGUUUCUACAAUAGUUAUCUUUGGGAAAUUUACUCUUAACAUCUUCGAAAUGUUCCUUAGGCGGAUGCUCUGCUCGGGACUGCCCCGCUCCAUGUCCACGGUCCCGGCGAUCGCGACGACGGAACCAAAGACAGUAUCUAGUGGCGAUAAAUCUGGUGAGCCGCUGAGCCAUCCGGAUUACUUCGGCGUGCACAAGCUCUUCACCGUGGAAGACCUGUUCAAAGCAAGAGUACACCUGGGCCACAAGGAGGGCACGUUGAACGAUAACAUGAAAGGGUACCUGUACGGCAGUCGACUUGGGCAUUGCGUUAUCGAUUUGGACAAAACGGCAGAACAUCUGAGGGUGGCCCUGAACAUUGCGGCCCACAUCGCGUAUCGUGACGGUAUUAUAUUGUUCUUCAACAGAAACGCACUAAACGCGCAUCAAGUGGAGAAAACCGCGAAGGAGUGCGGCGAGUAUGCUCACACGCGUUAUUGGCGUGGCGGUGUCUUUACGAACGCGAAGGUUCAGUUUGGAGCGGUCACUAGAUUACCAGAUUUAUGCAUCUUUUUUAAUACUAUGAACAACGUGCUGGACAUGCACACCGCCGUACGCGACUCAGCUAAGAUGAACAUCCCCACGAUCGGUAUUGUGGACACGAAUUGUAAUCCCAACUUAAUUACGUACCCAGUACCCGGUAACGAUGAUACUCCGGUUGCCAUCGAGCUUUACUGUAAGCUAUUCAAGCAAGCAAUCCUACUGGGGAAAGAAAAGCGAAAAGAGCAAGUCGCAGAAGGGACAGCGAGUAGUGAGAGCUGAACAUUAGAUCCAGGAAGAGUGAAAUAAAUGCGCGAUAGUGUUCCCGUUUGUUAGAUCGAAUCCGGUUUAUUCGCAUUUCCUUCCCAUUCUAGAGUUUCAAAAACCA